Messenger RNA from Oppia nitens, 1339 nucleotides. RefSeq names its product protein FAM8A1-like. The record is from RefSeq and is a predicted model, not a curated record. The transcript has 5 exons. Lineage: Eukaryota; Metazoa; Arthropoda; Arachnida; Sarcoptiformes; Oppiidae. The coding region runs from base 167 to 1117 and encodes 316 amino acids.
AAUAAUAACGGUUUGCGUAACGAAAGUGAGAGUAAAUAAUGUAAAACUCAUAAACAGUUUUGUUGUUUAGACUCACAUAUUGUCUAAUCAUUUGUGGAUCAGUUUCAGUGACUCCGGCUUAAGACACACACACAGACAGACGGGAAACCAAUUGAGUCGUAACGAGAUGGCCGACGCCGGAGAUAAUGGUGAAGAUGUGACCAAUGGUGUGGCCAAUAGUGGCGGCGUCGGUGGUGUUCGCCGCAGACGCGUUGGUUUAGUCGGCAGUAAUGAGUCGUCGGACGGCAGCAACGGUUCCAAUGGUUCAGCGCUUCCCUACAAGACAUGCAACGAAUAUAUCCAACACUUGAACGUCUGGAUACUACAGACAAUGCAAUACAACUGGUUUGCAGCCAAUUAUCCAUUGAUAAUGUCUUCGAUGGCAACGACGACGACGACGUCAUCGUCGGCCGCAAAUAACAACAACAAUGUAUUUAACUUUAACUUCUUGAACAUGAAUCCACUGGUCAACCAAAAUAUGGUCAACAAUAACAUGAAUAACAACACAACAACCACACAACGUAAUGGUCGUGUCUAUUCAAUGCCGAAGCUCUGGAAGAGAAUCGCUGCAGAAGUCAUUGAUUUUUGUUUUCUUCUUAUACUUAAAUUAAUGGUUACAUACGUUGCCGUCGAUUAUCUCGAUCUCAUAGAUUUGGAUAAAUUUGAUUUGAGUUUAUUGGACAACGACUUCGAUGCGCUUCAAAUAGCAUAUGAACUGACGUCUGAGAUAAUCAUCAUUGAAAUGAUUCACCGAUUUAUUGUUUGCGCUUAUGAGACAAUAUGCCUGUAUUCGGGCCAAAUGGGCCGCGAGGGUGGAUCGACACCAGGAAAAGCCAUAUUUGGCAUAUCAGUGGUUUCCUGUGAGACUAUCGACGAUUUGGGCAAUGGUUUGAUUCGGGUGACACCCGCUAAAAAUAUCGGACUCUUUUGGUCGUUAGUGAGAGCUCUUAUCAAGAAUAUGAGUGCUGUCUUUUUCAUACCGGCCUCACUCACUGUAUUCUUAUCGCCACAUAAUAGGGCCGCUUAUGACAUACUCUGUAAGUGUGUUGUCGUUCAAGAGAUCCAGAAUCGUGCCUAAAAAAAGGACAGCCACUAAAAAUUGUUAGCCAUUUAUUAUUUUUUUGUUUAAUGGCACCGUUACUCUCCGUGAAAACAAAACAAAAAAAAAAUAUUGUUAACUCAAACCCCAUGUUUGUUAUAUACUCGCCGACGACUAACUCUCUCUCUACUCGACGACGAGUUUGAUGUUAAGAUUUUAAUGUUUAAAUAUUUUUUUUAUAUAAAAAAGAGACUCCCCUUA